Molecule: messenger RNA, 836 nt
Organism: Triticum aestivum (bread wheat)
Lineage: Eukaryota; Viridiplantae; Streptophyta; Magnoliopsida; Poales; Poaceae
Product: high molecular mass early light-inducible protein HV58, chloroplastic
Exons: 2
Coding region: 68-655 (195 amino acids)
Source: RefSeq, a predicted model, not a curated record
CACAGAAUCAACAGCCCAACAACGAACCAAGUGUGAUCUAGCCAGUCCCUGCUUCCUGCUGUGAGUAAUGGCGACCAUGUUGGCCUUGAGCCCCUUCACUGGUGCCGCUGUCGUCGGCCGCUCCGCCUCCUGGUCUCCGGCGGUGCCGCGCCGGCGUGCCCUCCUCGUCAGGGCCCAGACCGAGCCGGAUGCCGAGCCAACCAAGGAGACGACGACGAGCGCAUCGACAUCCUCCCCUAGCCCAACCCCAAGCCCGAGCACGACCCUGGUUGCGCCCAAGCCCAAGUCCAAGGCUGCUAACGCUAACCCCUCGGUCUGGGACGCGCUCGCGUUCAGCGGCCCGGCACCGGAGCGCAUCAACGGACGGCUCGCUAUGGUGGGCUUCGUGGCGGCGCUCUCUGUUGAGGCGGCGCGCGGCGGCGGGCUACUCGACCAGGCCGGCAGCGGCGCCGGGCUGGGAUGGUUCCUGACAACCGCGGCUGUGUUUUCCGUGGCGUCUCUGGUACCGCUGCUUCAGGGACAGAGUGUGGAGAGCAAGUCCAGCGGCGUAUGGACCGCCGACGCCGAGCUAUGGAACGGCCGCUUCGCCAUGCUCGGCCUCGUCGCACUGGCCGUCACCGAGUUCAUCACCGGCACGUCCUUCGUCAACGUCUGAAACUAGCUAGUGUAGCACUCCCGUACGUGCGUGUACAUAUUGUUGGUCAUGCUGAGGAACUAGUGGUACGGACUCUGUUAGAGUAUUCUGUAACGGAUUCUGUAAGCCUUAUAGGUUGUGUUUUUUGAUGCUGAUGUCUUGGAGCUUCGAGUUACUGCGCGAAUGAAUUAAGUUCAAACCA